Guillardia theta CCMP2712 is the source of this 736-nucleotide messenger RNA. RefSeq lists its product as hypothetical. The record is from RefSeq and is a predicted model, not a curated record. Bases 74 to 655 code for a protein of 193 amino acids. The transcript is spliced from 2 exons. Gene Ontology annotation, biological process: protein catabolic process; proteolysis. NCBI's taxonomy places the organism in Eukaryota, Cryptophyceae, Pyrenomonadales, Geminigeraceae.
AGGUUCUCGAAAGGAGCGUGAGAGAGGUUUUGCAGACAUCUUGGAUCGAGGGAGUUGCUGCUCGUCAAGAAGAAUGGUCAAGUCAUCCUGCGUCUUGCUCGGUGUUCUCUUCAUUGUCUGUGAUGUCAAUGGGUUCGGUUUCUCUCCCAUGCUCAACUUGAGGAAGGAAAAUCGAUUUGCUUCUCUUUGCCAGCAUCGGCAGUCGCCGCUCGCUGCUGUCAUGAUGGCGCGCCCUGGCGACGGGGGAGCCAGCAAGAUCAACAAGGGAGGAUCGGGGGGCAAUGUGGGGGGCAAGGGAGGACCGGAUUUCUCGAAGGAUCAAGAGGGAGGAGGAGCUGGUGUUGCUGUGCUGACGAAGCCACCUGAUCUUGACAAGGCUGCCGAUUACGAGAAGAAGGAGCAAGUGGACAAGGAGCCGAUCUGGCGCGUUCUUCUCCACAACGACGACGUUCACACUUUCGACUAUGUGAUCGACACGAUCGUCAAGGUAGUGCGGACGGUGACGCGCAAGAAGGCCCACAGGAUCACGAUGGAGGCACACAAGAGCGGGUUGGCCACAGUUACGACAACAUGGAAGCAGCUUGCGAGAGAGUACAGCCUGGGGUUGCAGAAGGCAGGGUUGACGUCGUCGAUCGCCCCUGAGAAGAAGUGCUAGAUUCUACGAGCCUCGUGGGUUGAGGAUGAGAUGUUUGUUGGUCUUCGUCCUCCUCACAGGAUUAAACUAUUCUCUCCUCUG